This is a messenger RNA of Anguilla anguilla (European eel), 952 nucleotides long. RefSeq names its product stathmin domain containing 1 (gene stmnd1). Gene Ontology annotation, biological process: microtubule depolymerization; neuron projection development; regulation of microtubule polymerization or depolymerization. Gene Ontology annotation, molecular function: tubulin binding. Bases 155 to 841 code for a protein of 228 amino acids. The transcript is spliced from 5 exons. The record is from RefSeq and is a predicted model, not a curated record. Lineage: Eukaryota; Metazoa; Chordata; Actinopteri; Anguilliformes; Anguillidae. Gene Ontology annotation, cellular component: cytoplasm; neuron projection.
UGACAACGUCGUUCGUGCUUUUUCGGACCAUGUAUAAGAAUGUGAGAGCUUGUUGUCAAUCGUUCUUUAGUGUUCCUUCACCGUGAAAAGUAGCUUCAAAGCACAGCUACGUGAAAUAGAUGCAACGAUCUAGGCCUUAUCUCCUGAAUUAAGAAUGGGAUGUGGCAGCUCAAAAAUCCGGGUGGUCAGCCCAGUGGAACGCAACGGAUUUGAGGACGCCUUCUGCAAGCCCGCCACGUUUUCCCGGGGCGACUCCGCGGUGUCGAAGCACACGACCGACAGCGGGCUGGGCCUGGAGGCCGGCGAGGGGGCGUCGCCCUCACGCGGGCCGUUGCCGCCUCUCGCGCCGCCGCUAGCGGUUCGCAGCUCGGAGAACGCAGAGAGGCAGAAUUCCAGCGACAUCCUGGAGCAGCUGCGGAAUCAGGGCAUCCUCCUGGCCCCGCCCACUUUGGGUGCGGCAGGUGAGGCCUACAGUGUGACGAUGGACAGCACAGACAAGGUUCUGCAGAAACCACCUGCACGUCUGCAGUCACUGAAGACUAGCAAGGAGCAAACAGUUGCCAGCAUGGAAACCAUUGAAGAAAAGAUGAAGAGCGUAGAGGAGAGACGCAAGGUCAAGGAGGCGGAGCUAAGGCAGCGGCUGAGGUCAGCUCGGCUCCGUGGCAACCCAAAGCUGAAGGAAGAGGAGGAGGAAGAGGAGGAGGAGGGCAGUUCUGACAGAGCCCCAGACCCCACCGCCCCAGGGCCUUGCAGGAGCCCCUCCCUGCAGCCUUCUGAUCCCCCCAACCCAGGCCUGGAGGAGACACAGCUAGAGACAGACCCCGAGGGGGAAGAGUUUUAGCCAAAUAUACUAUUCCAUGUGGCAGCCCUGUGCGUGUAUGUGUGUGUGUGAGUGUUUGUGUGACCAUGUGUGUGUAUGUGUGUGUGUGUGCGUAUGUGCCUGUGUGUGUGU